AUCGAUCUUAUUGAAAAGAACAUAUCAAGGUAAACAGGUUCUUUUACAUUAUUAACCGAGCAUGGAGUUGAUGUCAAGUAGCGAGGAUGAAGGCGACUCGCCGACGUCGCUGUCUGCAUCUCCAGCGAUUCGAAAGGCGCCACCUUCCUCCAGUAGUCAGGAUAGCUUCGAGUAUGCGUUGCUGAGCCCCACAUCGCGCGUUCAAGCGUGCAACAGGCCUCCAACACCGGCAAUGGACCACAAGCCCGUGAUUUCAGCGCGUCAGCUGCUAAUGAGCUUCUUGCCGUCUGCAAAGCGGCCAUCGUCUACGAAAGACGCUAAGGAGGAGACCACGGACGCAGCUGCAGCCGCUUAUUCCUUCAUCACGCCCAAGAAACCCGCAGUCUCAGAGAAGAAGGAGAAGGAACUCACAGCUGGCGAGCGCAUUGCUCGGAAAUACGGACUAGUAGCAGCAAAGACGUCACCCAAGGGAACACAUAGUCAUUCCACUUUCGACUCAUCAGGAAACCGAGCUACUACACGCUCAAUAAAGGAAGAUGAUGCAGAAGAGAUGAAAGAAGCGAGCCCCGGGACCAAGAAGAGAUCGUUCUGGGACGCUCAGGUGGCUGACGCGGAGACCAAACAGGAAUUGGCACCCAAGUCGACGUACGUGUCGCCAUUUAGCAAUCCCGAUGGAUUUGUGAACAUGAAGAGGAGGCGACAACGACGACAAGAACCGUCGAUAGAAAUGAGCGAAGAGGAGAUGAAGAAAUCUCGUGACGCUUUCUACGAUGACUCAAAGAGUGAAGCUCAGGAUGUUGGACCUCGACCACGACACAUUAUCGGCUCAGCUAUUCCAGAGCUAGAUGAUGCAGACGAUUGGAUGUCCGACUUGAAGGAAGUGACGUCGGGGGAUGAGGAAGCUGCAAAGAAGCUGCUUGGUCAGACGGAUCGAACUGCUACCGUUAGACGAACAAGGCAAAGUAAACGAACAUCAGCAAAGAGGCAGCCACGGAAACGAGUACAGAAGGUGCUGAGCGAUUCCAGUGAAGACGAGAGAGCAACUUACACGAGUGAACGAUGGCCACAGCUUAAUCCGCCGAAGGUACGCUUAAAUUUUUGCGGGAUUAUUACGAUACAGAAUAAUAAUGUCAUGGUUUUGAUAGAUCAACACUGGUCCUAUGAUUCUGUCGUUGUCGGAGGAGGAAGGAUCCAAGACAUUGGAAGUAUGCGCUAACCUGAACAGCUAUUUAUUUGAUUACCAACGGGAGGGUGUGGAAUUUCUCUUCAGCGCUUACCAACGCGAUACUGGAGCGAUCUUGGGUGAUGACAUGGGUCUAGGCAAGACAAUUCAAGUCAUUGCGUUCUUGUCAGCAAUAAUGGGCAAGCACGGCGACCAUCGCGAUAAGGAUGCCUGGAGGAUGUUACUGCAUCAGCGCAGAGAACGAUAUAGCGGAAGUGGUGGUAUUGGCCAUCCAGAAGACGCGGGUUUCAACUUCUCUGGUGAGGUAGCACCGAUACUAAUUGUGAUGCCAGCAUCCCUGCUCCAAAACUGGGAGCAAGAGCUGCACACUUGGAUGUGCUGCACCACAAUUAUCCUGCGUGGUAAACCAAGCGACCGUGACGCCAUGAUCGAUCAAAUUGCAAGGGGUGAAUACGAAGUUGUCAUUUGCAGCUACGACAUGCUGAAGAUGUACUUGAGUCGGCUGCACAAAAUAUCGUGGGAAGCGGUGAUUCUGGACGAGAUGCACUGCCUGAAGAACCCCGAGGCCAAGCUUACCAAAGCUGUCAAGGCGAUUAAAUGCCGUAAGAAACUCGGUCUCACAGGCACAUUGAUGCAAAAUAAUGAGAAGGAGCUGCACUGCUUGGUCGACACUAUUGCGCCGGGAGCAAUUGGAUCUUGGGCAGAGUUUAGCAUGUACUACGGACAGGAUAUCAAAUACGGGAGGAAGAAAUCUGCAGCACCGGAAGCGGUAAAACGAAGCCAGCAGAAAGAAAAGGAGCUUCGCAAAAAGCUACGCCCGUACUACCUGCGACGAGAGAAGGAGAUUAAUCCGACGUUCCAAGAGGUUAAAAAGAACGACCAAGUGGUCUUCUGUGACCUCACGCCACUUCAAAUGGCCACGUACCAGCGAGUGUUGGCUAUGCCUGAGUUUCAGUUGCUUCAACGUGGAGAGGAAAGGUGCGACUGUGGUCGAGAUAGUGGGGAGAAGCGAAAGAAAUGCUGUUACAAAACACCGCCGGAUAUCGGCGAUGGGCCUGGACUGUUAUACGAGCGCUUCCAUGAGCAUGGCCCGUGCAAGAACUGCCCAAAUUGUAUGGGUCUUCCGUGCGUGGCGAUGCUGUUGAAACUAUCGAAUCACUUGGAGCUGCUAAAGGUGAACCCACACGACACACCAGAGCUCCAACACUAUCAACGUGAGUUUGCAAGGACAGCUUUUGGUAGUGAUCUGAACGAGGUCGGAGGUGUGAACCAAAUAUCAAGUUUUCAAGAGAUGUGCGCUAUUUCCACAAAAACGUGCGGCAAAAUGAUCGUGUUGGAGAAACUGCUUGCAGUGUGGAAGAAGCGUCGACAGAGGACGUUAAUCUUCAGUCGAAGUACUCGAAUGCUGGAUAUCAUCCAGCUCUUUUUGAUCACGAAGGCUACGAAGUACAGCAGACUGGAUGGGAAUACGAAGGUGGAGGAGCGUUUGCAGAUGGUGAACGACUUCAACAGCUCAGAGAGCAACACAACUGUGUUCUUGAUCAGUACGAGGGCUGGUGGGGUGGGGCUGAACUUACAGAGCGCGACGAAUGUCGUGAUCUUUGACCCUAGCUGGAACCCAGCGCAUGACUGCCAGGCCCAAGAUAGAGCUUAUCGUAUCGGCCAGACGAAAGACGUACAAGUUUACAGACUCAUUACUCUGGGGACCAUUGAAGAGAUGAUCUACGUUCGACAGAUCUACAAGCAGCAACUCAGUGACACAACAUUAAAGGGAUCCAAUGCACCGCGAUAUUUUGAGGGUGUCCAGGGAAACCCACAGCAACGAGGAGAACUCUUUGGCAUAGCGAACUUGAUCUGUUGGAAACCUGGCGGAGUGCUUAAGGGCAUUCAGGAUGCGUACCAGCGAAGUCGUGAUGGUUUGAUAAUUCAGCAGAAUCGAGUUCAAUAUGAUGCUGCGUCGAUGAAAAAAGCGGCAAAGAAGACAACGCCGAAUAAACGACCAAAUGCCGUGGAUGAUGAUGAAGGAGAAAUGAUCGAAGUGGCUGACGAACUGGUGUCGGAUAUACUACAACCGGAGGAAUUACCGACACCAACUCAGACCGAAGACAAGCCUGCCACUGUCAGUACCAGUAGUGACAGCGGGGAUGAGGAUAUGGACGCCUUGUUGAACGGAGCUACAACGUUUCGUCACGAAGCGAUUGUUGGUGAUCAAGAAGAGGAGAACGCUUAUCAACACCAAGUUGAAGCUGCAGUGAUCAGUGGAUCGGAACCAGAACUGGAAGCAGAAGAUCCAAAGGUAGCAAAUGGCCAUGAUCUUGGCCAGCCAUCGCGUCCAUCUCCUGGAAAGAAGCCUAGCAUAUUAUCACGCAUGGAGGGCGCCAAGUGCCCCACUCCAGGCCAGGACACUCAGAAGAAAGUGUACGUGCCCACUUACUUAUAGCUUACUAACAGGGAUGAUCUUGAGGUUUUGCUUUCUGGAGUUGAAUAGUUGUUCCUUUGGGUUGUUUCAUGUAUGAAUUACAUAGCGAUAUAUACGACUUAGGGGCGUAGAAAAGAG
This is a messenger RNA of Phytophthora nicotianae INRA-310, 3740 nucleotides long. RefSeq lists its product as hypothetical. Gene Ontology annotation, molecular function: ATP-dependent chromatin remodeler activity; ATP binding. The transcript has 2 exons. The record is from RefSeq and is a predicted model, not a curated record. Lineage: Eukaryota; Oomycota; Peronosporomycetes; Peronosporales; Peronosporaceae. Bases 1161 to 3623 code for a protein of 820 amino acids.